Molecule: messenger RNA, 749 nt
Organism: Amorphotheca resinae ATCC 22711
Lineage: Eukaryota; Fungi; Ascomycota; Leotiomycetes; Helotiales; Amorphothecaceae
Exons: 2
Coding region: 28-630 (200 amino acids)
Source: RefSeq, a predicted model, not a curated record
ACAGAUACCGUUGAGGGUUCGUUGCUAAUGACUGUCAUAGAACAAGUACUCGAUACUCAUGAUCUAGCUAUCCCCCUUCCGCAACUUCGCCGGCAAGAUCAAAAGGAGUGGUUCCGCAUCCUCCUGCUUUCUUCAGCAGAUACUCAACCUCCAUCGAACUACAUGGCUCGUAUUGAGAGGCUUUAUCAUCAGACAGGGGGACGGCACGUGGGGCUUGUUUUCCUUCUCCGUGAGAGUAACUCCGCAGAGGAUGGUACAAAAGCGUUCAUGGCUCUCCAACUCAGCUUGCUCUCUAGUUUCGAGAUGCCUAUCAUCCCAUUGUCCUCAGUCUCGACAUUGCGGGAAACGCUGUCUUCAUUUCAACGACAGCUCUCACAGACUCGAUCUGCAGGCCGUCCUCCGCAGAUCAACCCUACCACAGCCCUGUUGCCAUUCUGUUCUGUCAAUGGGCCCAUCCCUGAACAUGCCAGAAAUGUAUUGAGUGAUAUAUGCCACAGCCUUCCGGAACUAGCUCAAGCUGCUACGACACGGGAUGGUCAGGAUGCGCUUAGACAGUGGUUGACAGAGCCGUCUCCAGAUGUGGCGGGGAAUAUCAUAGAGUUCUGGGAGCAAGAGUAUAUUUUUGAAUGAUUGCAGGGGCGGGGCGGCGGAGCGGGGCGGAGGGGUAGAAGAUCUUGGAAGAAACUACUUAUGGCUGGAAAGAGCUGGCUUCGAAGCAUUGCAAUCAAUCAAUUAAUAAUAUAUUUUGU